Messenger RNA from Astyanax mexicanus (Mexican tetra), 4607 nucleotides. RefSeq names its product zinc finger protein 76 (gene znf76). NCBI's taxonomy places the organism in Eukaryota, Metazoa, Chordata, Actinopteri, Characiformes, Acestrorhamphidae. The record is from RefSeq and is a predicted model, not a curated record. The coding region runs from base 506 to 2143 and encodes 545 amino acids. Gene Ontology annotation, molecular function: RNA polymerase II cis-regulatory region sequence-specific DNA binding; DNA-binding transcription factor activity, RNA polymerase II-specific. The transcript has 13 exons. Gene Ontology annotation, biological process: regulation of transcription by RNA polymerase II; central nervous system development. Gene Ontology annotation, cellular component: nucleus.
UGACAGCGUCCUGAAUCAUAACUACAUUUCUGCCGUUUGUAAGAAACCAAACCGUGUGAAUUGUGAUUAUUCUCAUUAAGCACAUAACUGUUAUUAAAAAUAAACAAAUGAAUCUGAACUUUUUAAGCAUGUAGUUUUGUUUUAGAAGUGUAUUUUCGGUAUUACUUCAUGGGAUUAAAAAAUACUGAAACUGAGAUAUCACCUUUCAGCUAAAAAUUAUGAGUUUAUUAUAUAUUAGAUUUGAUUCAUAUCACCCAGCCCUAAAAUAGACCUAAAAUAGUGCCUAAAAAGUGACAUAUACACAGUGGCCCCUACACCCAGAAGGGAGCACUUUUGGAAUACAGAUUAUACUGAACCCAAAUAUGUAUAAAAUGCUACACGCAUGGGCUCUGCAUAUAAUGGUAUGUAUGUAGUGUUUAUAAUGCUAAUCUCUUGGUAUAAAUAGGAUUUUACAACACUCCAUGUGUGUGUGUUGUGUAGGUAGAGUGUUUACUCCGGCAGUAGGAUGGAGAGUUUGGGGCUGCAGGCUGUAGCUCUGAGUGAUGGCUCCACCGCCUACGUCCAACAGGCCAUUAAUGACAGUAACCUGGUUGAAGGAGACACCAUCCAGCUGGAGGAUGGAACCACAGCCUAUAUCCAGCAGGUCACCUUGCAGAAAGACGCUCUGCCGUUUGAAGAUGGUCAGGUGGUCCAGCUUGAGGAUGGCACCACAGCCUACAUACACCACACACCUAAAGAUGGCUUCGACUCUGGUGCGGUGGAAGCAGUGCAGCUGGAGGAUGGAAGCACGGCGUAUAUACACCACCCAUCAUCCCUGCAGACAGGGGGCACUAUACUCACUGUACAGGCUGGGGGUGCACUGGAGGAGCUCACAGCGGACCCUGACACCCUCAGCACUCUGGAGACGUACGCAGCACGGCUGACAGGCUCUAAGAUAGAGAUGGAUGGGAACGGUGUUGGUGCUAAUGGAGUAAAACAGGCCACGGUGCAGCUGAUGCUGGAGGGGAAAGUGUGGGGGUCCAGUAAAACUCCUCAGGGGGAGAAAAGCUUCCAAUGCAGCUACGAGGGCUGCGGCCGACUCUACACUACUGCGCACCAUUUAAAGGUGCACGAGCGUUCUCACACAGGUGACCGGCCGUACCGCUGUGAGAUUCCCACCUGCACUAAAGCCUUCUCCACCGGAUACGGCCUGAAGAGCCACCUGCGCACACACACCGGAGAGAAGCCCUACAAGUGUCCUGAGGACAUGUGCUACAAAGCCUUUAAAACCUCAGGAGACCUGCAGAAACACGUCCGCACACACACUGGGGAGAAGCCAUUUAAGUGUCCGUUUGAGGGCUGUGGGCGCUCCUUCACCACCUCCAACAUCAGGAAGGUGCACAUGCGCACACACACAGGUGAGAGACCGUACCUGUGUCCAGAGCCAGCAUGCGGACGGGGCUUUGCCAGCGCCACCAACUACAAAAACCACAUGAGGAUACACACAGGAGAGAAGCCGUAUCUGUGUACAGUUCCUGGCUGUGGGAAGCGUUUUACAGAAUACUCCAGUCUGUAUAAACACCACGUUGUGCACACACACUGUAAACCCUACAGCUGCACACACUGCGGGAAAACCUACAGACAGACCUCCACCCUCGCCAUGCAUACACGCACCGCACACGGAGAAGAGACAGAAGGGAUGGAAUCCUCUCAGCACCAGCAGAGUGUGUAUGCAGAGGGGGCGGAGCAGAAGGAGGAGUCUCAGGCUUCCAUGGAGUCUGAGGAUGUCAUUGGCACUCAUGUGGAUCUGACCGUCGAUGAGCUGCAUGCUCUCACUGCUGGCAUCACCAUGGUAACACAAGACGGCACCACCAUCACCGUCCCCGCCCACCAGAACAUCAUGAGCGGCAGGCAGCAACACGUUGCCAUGGUUACGCAAGACGGCAAAGAGCUGCAGCAGGUUGCUAUCGUUACAUCAGAUGCCAUCAUGCCAGUCGGAUCAGAAAUGAGUUCUCCUCAGUGUCAGCAGGUGGCGCUGUUGGCCACAGCAAACGGCACGCAGAUAGCAGUACAGCUGGAGGAGCAGCAAACAUUAGAAGAAGCAAUCAGCAUGGCCACUGCCACAAUACAGCAGGGACUGACCCAGGAUCAGCCAGAUCCCUGACCCAAGCACCUUCUAAAACAUCAGUGUUCCACAGAUCUGACCCAGAAUCAGCCUUUAACCUGACCACAGCACCUGCAGAAACAACAGAAUCUACAUAUCUGACCCAGGAUCAGCCUCAACCCCAAUCCAAGCACCUGCAGAAACAACAUAAUCUACAGAUCUGACCCAGGAUCAGCAUUUAAAUCUGCAGAAUAAACAUUAACUAAAAAUCUGACCUAGGAUCAGCCUCAAACCCAAUCCAAGAAUCUACAAAAACAACAGAAUCUAUAAAUCUGACCCAGGAUCAGCCUCAAAGUUGACCACAGCACCUACAGAAACAUCAUUAUCUAAAGAUCUGACCCAGGAUCAGCUUUAAACCUGACCACAGCAUCUACAGAAACAGCAUUAUCUAAAUAUCUGACCCAGAAUCAGCCUCAAACCUGACCACAGCAUCUACAAAUAAACAACAGAAUCCACAGAUCUGACCCAGGAUCAGCCUUAAGUCUGGAUCAAAGUCUGGGGGUUUCUCUGGAUUACAUCAGAGCAACAGGACAGAGCCAGCAGAGACAGAUUCAGAUACUGGUCUCAGAUCAGUGCUUUUAGGCCAGCAGUGCCUAAUUCAGGAAGAAAUUUAAUAAAGCAGGAUUUUCUCAGUUAGCUGGAUAACUUAAGCCGAACUUAAAGGCUGAAUGAAAGUCCAGACACUUUUAAAACUUGCAAUACUUACUACAGAGGUGUUGUUUCAAGUACUUUCAAGGUCAAUACAUUUCAUAUCUAGUGCUGUUUAGCUGCUCAAUUUCACACUUAGAUUGCUAAAAUUAUUAAAAAUGCCCCCAUAAGACACAAAAUUGAGAAUAUGCUAAUGUUAGCCAUGUCUAAGCCUGACUUUAGCCCAGUCUGGACGGGAUUAGUUUCUCAGGGGAAUGUGUUUAAAAAAUACUUCCCACUUCUACUCAAUGAUAAAACUUGUGCGUCCAGACUGCAAUUGAAAAAACAGUUCAGUAGCUCCUCCAUUUCCACUCGCUGUUGUGUUUUUACGUGGAUCUCCGUGGAAACGCGCGCCCAAAGUGUACAGUAAUUACGGUGUGCAGCAGUGGACAAAUAGCUAUUUUAUUAAAGGCGAGGAGACGAAACUCAGAGAUGUGUGUCCGGACAGGACUAAAAUUACCGGAGGAGCACGGAGUUCAGAAAAAAACAGUAGAUAAUUCAGCCUGUAAUUUUUUAUCUCAGAGGACGUCUGAAAAAAACACGUACAUCGUUCUGGACGGGAAUAAAAUCACAGAGGAUAAAAACCCCCAUAAAAGUGAAAAUUACCCAGAACCCCAGAGAAAAUAAUCUCGUCCAGUUUUAUUCUCACCUACUGACUAAUUAAAUGUAUUAAAAAUAUUUUUAAACCUCAUUUUGCGGUUAUUGUAUGGUGAGUUAGCAAGCAAGCUUAUUGCUAUAUAAGUUAGCACAUCAGCUAAGUGGAAAUAGGCCCACAAAACACUUAAUGACACUAAAACCUUCUUAAAAAAACACACAAAACUUUCAUACUUUCAGUCAGUUUGGGUGCAAAACCAAAGUAACAGAUGUGAAAGUGGGUGUGAACCACAGUCUGGACCAAAGAACCAGCGUUUGGUCCGACCAAAAGAGUUGUUCUCUUUCUGGAUCUGAACUACUGAACGCAACAGUAUGAACACAAAGGUUUAAAACAGGAAUUAAUUUAUUUAUUUACAGUACAUUAACUCUUAUUUAUAAACAGGAAUAAACAUAAUCUUAAUGGAAUGAUUACACUCAUUCUGCCGCUGCAUAAAGAGAACUAGAAUUCAGCACAAAAUUCACCUAAAAGCAAAGCAACUCAAAGCCAAACUCAUAACCACUCGCUGAACUGCAGUGUGAAACCGAAACUAAACGGAUCAAAUAGAGCAUAUGCAAUAUAAAAAACAUGCAAACCUUAGUGCGGACUCUGGUUUGGACUUUGAGGUGUGAAAACUUCUAUAUAAAAUAGAAAAACGUAACAUUAUUCUGAUGGGUUAGCUGUUUAGCAUGCUCUAGCGGCUAGCUGUGUUAGCACCUCAGCUAAGUUGAGUUGAGUGCACACACAAAUAACACACUGCUAAUCACCCACCAUGACAAAUACCUACACUUGUUUUUUCUGUUUAGCGCAAAGGAGUGUAUAGUUAAUUUAUUCGAUUAAUUUUUUUGAACAUUUUGUGCACUUUGUUUCCCAUUUACCUAAUGUUAGCAUUAAUGCUAACCGCACUAAUUUGGAGGAUUUUUGAGCUCAACCGUUCCAGCUAACUGAGAAAACCUGCUUUAAAUCUUUUCUUUGAGUGUGUGUGUGUGUGUGUGUGUGUGUUUCAGAGCAAGAGUGCUGAGAUGUGCAUUUUGAAAAACAAAGUUAAUAUAGAGGAGUUUUUUUUUUUCAAAGCCUUUGUGUGAAUAACUUGUACAUUUGUAAAUAAAAGAUUACAUAAAAUAAACUAAAAAUCAAACAUUUGAA